Molecule: messenger RNA, 2399 nt
Organism: Nilaparvata lugens (brown planthopper)
Lineage: Eukaryota; Metazoa; Arthropoda; Insecta; Hemiptera; Delphacidae
Exons: 10
Coding region: 466-2229 (587 amino acids)
Source: RefSeq, a predicted model, not a curated record
ACCACAAAAUAUGCAUAUUUAUUAGAAAUCUAUCAUUGAACAUAAAAAUUACUAUAUUUAUAAUAAUAUCAGAGAGAUGAAGUGAUAUUAUCUAUUUAUUUUAUCCAUAAAUUGUUAAUGCAGUGUUUCCUGUAUCUUUUUAUUCACUAGACAAGUUUCUUUUUUUUGUUCUCCAGUGGUUUUGUAAAUAAAUAUUGUGGUGUGUUCUGUGUUGAAGAUGAAUGUCUCUGAACGUGUGAGGUAUUUGAACUUGUUUUCUCGGAAAAACAUCUUGUUUUAUAGUUAUAGGGCAUAACAAGCUUUAUAUAAUUUAGUUUCUGAGUAAAGUUUAGAGUUUCUAUGAGAUGAAAAAACAUUGUUGUAAACAAAACAGAAUUGAAACUAUGUUUCCAAAACGUAGUUAGUUGGAACUCAAAAGUUUUCGUUUAUUUCAUCUCUGCAAUUUGUUAUUAAAUAAGUCCCACAAUGAGCCCCCGCCUUCAAGUACCCACCCUGCAGGAGUGCAGCCUCCGCUAUGCUCUUACAGUGAUCCGUGAGGGCACGUUUAUGUGCAAAGGGGCCUCGAUGAUAAAAGACGAGAGACAGUACCUGAUACGUGUACUGCACAGCGGCAUCAGACAACAGCUCAUCAAUCUUGCCUUCCACGAGUGCAGACGUGACUCGAACCUGAUGAUAGAGAUUGUGUACCUACUGUUGGAUGGGUCGAUACGUUGCAUUGCUCCCACGCCGGAGAUGGAACAUCUGAGCACAAGUCAGUGCAUGCGACUGUUCUGUAUCAUGCAUCAGGCCGAUGCCACGGGGCUCACUGAACUCAAGAUCACAGUAAACCCACGCAUGAAAGUGGCCGUAGAGCACACAGGCAUGGCGCCGCUGAACAGUCUGAUGUCACGUGGUCUGGCCAGGAACCUGCACACACUUGUGCUGCGCAACACGUGUGACAACGCCAUGUUGGCACAACUGGGCCGACACGCCACGUGUCUCAGCAAGCUCGACAUCGCCGACAACUGGCUCAUCAACGAGCAGGGCAUCUGUCAGCUGCUUUUCAAGGACUCGAGCAGCAUCCAUCUGCCAGCUGAUCUGGAUGACUGUGACUGGAUGCUGACCGACCUCAACCGAAUGCCCCAAGAUAACCUGACCCGGUGCUGUGAAACCCUGCAGGAGAUAAGGAUACAGGACACCAAUACGUCGGGCAUCAGUGUCCUUAUGUUGCUUAUGUUUGUCAAGCAUUUGGAGUCGUUGGGAGGAUUCCUUUACUAUCGCAACCUAGGCGACUGCAUAUUGGCGGUGAAGCCGUUUCGGAGCCGACUGGCCAUUACUAAACUGUGGGACAUGCAUCUGCCCUGGGAGAAGAUGGUGGCAAUUGGCGAGGUGAUAGGUCACGGCCUCCACACGCUGUACACGCGUGUGUCACAGAUCACAGCCAAGCAACUGCCCUUCACAGCCCUGCGUGACUUGACCAUCGAUUUCGACUAUUUUGUCUACGAGCAGGCGUUUGUCGACUUCCUUGCCACAAAUGGGGCACAGUUGACGAGGCUUGUUCUACUUGAUCAGGGCUACAACAUGGACAUAACAGUGAUCGCCAACUACUGUCCACAGCUAGUGGAACUGGCCGCCAGUACUUGCCUCGACAAUCACUUUCCUCACAGCGAGUUGGCGCACCUCAAAGUGGCUCGUCUCAAAAUCAACACAGCCCAAGUCUUCACGUGGAUCAUGGUCAACUGUCCCAUCAUUAAGAAACUGGCGGUGCGCAUAGAGCAAGACGAGAUGUAUGAGAUGCACCGAGAAAGCGAGUAUUGGCUGAACAAUCGUGUGAUCUUCGACCUGGCUGAGAUGGGUGUGCCCUCCCUUGACACAAUCGAACAUCUCAGCAUUGUCUACCUCAGUAGUCCUAGAGAAAGAUGCGACAGCAACGCCAUCUGGACCCUGGUGCGCGCAUGCGCGCAACUGCGAACAAUCGAGGAUGUGGCAACGUGGCAAAUAGCGACACCAACCAACCUCGAGGAGCAGGCGAUUCAGCAACAACAACAGCAGUAUUUGACAACCGCCGAAGACCUGAUAGAGCAAAACUACGAUGUGGACGUGUAUUUCAAACACGUGUCGUUGACGGAUUUCUUCAGAGUAAAGGCGACCGCCCCGGCCAACACAAUGCAUACAGGGGUGAUGUUGACUGCUGCCUUCUCCAGGGGUGGAGCGUGGCCCUAUUUGCAGUCGGUUAGUAGGUUAGGGUAGGCGAUUUUCCCAAAUGCUUUACAAAUGAGUGGAAAAACUCUACACUAAACCUAGCGCCGCAGUGCAGGAUGGUUUCUCACAGCUUGGCGUUGUUGUCAUUCGAGAUGGGUGUCUGGCUUGGAAGUGUUUCGGCCGCAUUGCAGGAUGACUGUUAACGGUUGCCGGAAGAU